Messenger RNA from Entrophospora sp. SA101, 1749 nucleotides. The record is from the annotation of a GenBank genome assembly. Lineage: Eukaryota; Fungi; Glomeromycota; Glomeromycetes; Entrophosporales; Entrophosporaceae.
AUGGACAAUGAGGGAAAACGUCAAGUUUUACCUACUAAUGUGAGACCAACUAACUAUAACUUAAUUUUGACUCCUGACUUAAAAGAAUUCACGCAUAAAGGAACUGAAGUUGUAAAUCUUGAUAUUAACGAAAAUACCAAUAAAAUCACCUUAAAUGUUAUCGAAAUUGAAAUCCAAUCUGCAACGAUUGAAAAUUUAUCUUUAAAUACUAUUUCCAGUCAAAAAGCAACCGAUAUCUCUUAUGAUAAGGGUACUGUAACUUUAACUUUUCAAAAAGAAAUUAUUGCUGGUACAAAAGCUGCCUUGCAUAUUGAAUUUACUGCUGCCUUGCAUAUUGAAUUUACUGGUAUUUUGAAUGACAAAAUGACCGGAUUUUAUCGUUCUAGUUAUGUUGAUGAAUCUGGAAAUAAAAGAUAUUUGGUGACUACCCAAUUUGAAGCAACUGAUGCUCGUCGUGCUUUCCCUUGUUGGGAUGAGCCAGCAAUCAAGGCUACUUUUGAUAUAACAUUAAUCGUUCCUUCAGAAUUGACCGCCUUGAGCAAUAUGAACGUUAUUUCGGAAAAACCUCUUGCUGAUGGUAAAAAAGAAGUCAUGUUUGCUAAAACUCCAAUAAUGAGCACAUAUUUGCUUGCAUUCGUUGUUGGUGAUCUCGCUUAUAUCGAGAAAAAAACUAAUGGAAAAAAAACUAAUGGAGUAAAGAAUGCUGGAAACCCUGUUCAGAUCAGAGUUUAUGCUACUCGAGGCAAUGAAAAAAAUGGUGAAUUUGCAUUAAAUGUUGCGGUUGAGGUUUUAGAAUAUUUUGCUGGAGUGUUUGGUAUCCCAUAUCCAUUACCAAAGUUGGAUAUGGUUGCUAUUCCUGAUUUUGAAGCUGGUAAGAAUUGGGGUUUGAUUACAUACCGUACUGCUGCUAUAUUGUUUGAUACAAAACAAUCUGACGCAAAAUUUAAACAACGAAUUGGUUAUACAGUUUCUCACGAAUUAGCUCAUCAGGAUUUGCUACUUGGGUUGGAUAUUUGGCUAUUGAUAAAAUCUUUCCUGAUUGGGAUAUUUGGACACAGAUUUCAAAAAGGUCUUCAACUUGAUUCUUUAAAAUCUUCACAUCCUAUUGAAGUUCCCGUCAAUAAUCCUAGUGAAAUUCAUCAAAUAUUUGACGCAAUCAGUUAUUACAAAGGCGCCUCUGUAAUUCGUAUGUUAAGUGAUCAUUUAGGCGAAAACAUUUUCUUAAUUGUUAAAGAAGCUCGUCGAAGAUUUGAUUUAUUGACUAAACAUAACGACGAAUCAGCCAUACAUCCAAAUAUACGUGGAACAGUUUUUGAUAUUGUAUUGAAAUAUGGCGGUGGCGAAGAAGAGUUUAAUGCCAUAAUUGACAUUUAUCGUAAAACAACAAUCCCAGAUCAAAAAAUUAUCGUUUUGGCAAGUCUUGGAUCUGUAGUGCAACCCGAGUUGAUUCAACGUUCCUUGGACUUUGCUAUUUCUGAUGAAGUUAAAGAGCAAGAUAUCAUUUAUUCGUUUUCAGGAUAUGCAAAAUCAGUUGUUCUCUUUGGACAUGUCAUAAAAUUUUGUAUCUCAUCUUUUGCAUCCGAAGAAGAUAUAAAGGAUAUCGAAUCAUUUUUCAAAGAUAAAGAUUGCAAAAAUUUUGCUAGACCUUUGCAGCAAAGUUUGGAAAGUAUUAGAAUCAAUGCUGCUUGGGUAAAUCGUGAUGCUGACGAUGUCAAACAAUGGUUAAAAGAAAACAAAUAUUUGGAAUAA